Messenger RNA from Fusarium tjaetaba, 459 nucleotides. RefSeq lists its product as uncharacterized. The transcript has a single exon. The record is from RefSeq and is a predicted model, not a curated record. The coding region runs from base 1 to 459 and encodes 152 amino acids. Lineage: Eukaryota; Fungi; Ascomycota; Sordariomycetes; Hypocreales; Nectriaceae.
AUGAAACAUUCGUCUGUCUUUCUUUUCUGUUCGCUCCUUCUCGGAGUAGCUUCGAGCAGUGAGCUCUCUGCAGACUGCAUCUCGACACAUCUGCUCCCUAUCAUCACCACCUCUUCUUCUGCGCCUGUUCUGACUGAAUUGGCGCCUGGAGCAAUGCCUGCGGUUCCCACUCCUGGUGCAAACAAGGCAGCAGAAUCUGGAUCUGAGCCUGUUUCUGGCCUGGUCAAUCCCAGCAACGCCAGCCCUGCAUCGGUUGAGCCAGAUUCCCCCAGCGUCGGCGUUUUGUCAAUCAAAGGCUCGGGCUAUGUGAACCCGACUGACACUGUCCCUACGCCAUCCUCGUCUGCUAGUCCCGAUUACGUGUCUGGGGCCCCCGACAACAUUGUUAGCAACAUUAGCAGAGCUAUGUACCUGGCGGGCUCUAUUAGUUUGAUCGUUCACUUGGCCGGCUUAGUCUGA